This is a messenger RNA of Onthophagus taurus, 3938 nucleotides long. RefSeq names its product RhoGAP_ARAP and RA_ARAPs domain-containing protein RhoGAP15B (gene RhoGAP15B). Gene Ontology annotation, biological process: signal transduction. Gene Ontology annotation, cellular component: cytoplasm. Lineage: Eukaryota; Metazoa; Arthropoda; Insecta; Coleoptera; Scarabaeidae. Gene Ontology annotation, molecular function: phosphatidylinositol-3,4,5-trisphosphate binding. The record is from RefSeq and is a predicted model, not a curated record.
GUGGCGAGGCGAGUCGUAUAUUAGAGGUGUUUCAGUGCGUUGAAAAUGAUCGGAGAGAUAACUCACGUUGUAGUUAUCGCGUGGUUGCGAUUUUAAUUUAGAAAAAAAAUAACUGUGUAGUGAAAAUAAUAAAUAUGAGUGCUCCAAUUCCCGCACCUAGAAAUUUGGGAAACAAUGAAACUAAAAAACCUAUUCCAGCUCCGAGACAACUAAUUCCCAUUCGACCAAGUAGAUCUAAAGAUAAGAAAAAAGAACAAUUUGGGGAAUCACUUGAUAAUGAUAAAGAUAGUAUUAAACUAGACGAAGUUGAUAACGUAAAAAAUAACGAUUUUAAUAGUAAUACUUUUACGAGACGUGUUCGUACUUUGAGUAAUGCUUCUAAACAAAUCGCUGAAGAUAUAGGUGGUAAAGUUUUAGAAGGUAAAAAGGCAGUAAUUGAAAGUACUCGAACGAGCGUUCGUCGGAUAACAAAACGAUUCCACUCAAACAAUAACGAACAAAAUGAUCAAGUUGUUGAAGAAUUCCAAGAUAUCCCAAUCGGUAUUUUUGACUCAAUCACAUUUAAUUCGCCCAUAAAUAGUAUAUAUUCCGAAUUAGAUGAUUACAACUCCCCACCUCCUCCUUACCCACCACCUGCGUUACCUGAAGAACACACAUACGAUGCGCCUCAAUCAUUAACGUCCGGUAGCACAAGUUCGAAUGAAAUAAAUACAAGAAAUGAUUAUGAAAGCGUUUUCCCAGCGGCUACUCAAAACAGCGACUCAGAAAGUUACUUAGAUGUACCAUCAACUGAUAGUGUUAGUAUUAAUUUAAACCGCUCGGAUUCUUGGAGAUUUUACGACGAAGUUCCUCCAUUCGUGCAAAAAACAGAACAAAUUUAUAACAAUAUCGAUAGCACACCAUCUUUAGCCCCAGAAAAUGCUUCGAUUUGUAGCGGCACAAUGCGCACAAAUUCGAUAUAUGAGAAUCACGAAAUUGAAACUAGAUGCAAAGAUGAAACUCAUAGAGUUGCUGAAAGUGUUAUUUUGCAAUUCGAUCCAUUAAGGGAAUCAACGUACGCGAACGAAGCGGCCGGAAACGAGGAAUUGUUAAAUUUAGAACGGUUAUUAUUAGGAGAUUUAUGCGAAACCGUAACUCCCGCGAAUACAAUCGACGAUUGGAGUUGUUCCACCGAAUCGGAUAUUGAAGAAUAUAUAAACCCGCCGGCUCCACCGGAACGACACGAUUCGUUACCAUCCCGCGAAUCCUCCCCGUUACCAAAACGCAAAGAACCGGCGAAAGAGAAAGAACGUGAAAGUAAAACGAAUUGGUACACUUCAGAUAAUGUGAAUAUUAAUUCAACUCCCACCGCGAGUACAAAAAAUUCAAAAUUAAACCUUUUAAAACACGUAAACGACGUUUUAAAGAAAGCGCCGCAGUUAGUUCGGGGAAAAUCAAGUAAAGAUAGUUAUUUAGCGAGACCAUCGUUAAAUACAAGAAAUGCGGGGCAUCAAAGAGGAUUGUUAUAUAAAGUUACUAACGGGCCGGUUGAAGAUUUAUUCGGGGAAUUUAAUUCGCGUUGGUGCACACUUGAAGGACAGUUAUUCUUGUGCCAUACUGACAACACUUGUAAUACGAUUAAGGAGAAUUUUCCAAUGGUUAAUAUUUUGAGUAUACAAUUAUUGGAGGAUCAAAAAUAUAAAUAUAAAUACGAUAACGAAGAUAUUCAUUGUUUUGAAUUGAACACAUCCGGUAAAAGUCGCGGUGGACACAUCUAUGGUAGCAAAAGCCAAUCUGAACGUAGAUUGUGGAUGCAAAAGUUGGCGGAAAGUCUCACGUCGCGAUUCGGAUCGAAGGUCACAUCUGAUUAUCAAAGGAUGGGUUGGGCGUAUGUUCGCGAGGGGGUCAGCGGCCACUGGACGGGAGCUUGGAUUGUUUUGUCCGGACGAUUUUUACACUACGCUUUGGAAAACUCAAAUAUGAAAUGUGUAGAUUUAAGGAAAGCUCGUUGUAUAAUCCUUCAACAACUCGAAGAGAAUGAUCAUUCCCCAAAAACAACCGAUAAGGGUCCCAAUUUACUCGUUGAUAGCCAAAGUGGUUCCGUUUAUUUCCGGAUGUGGACCGGAAGGGAAACUAAAGUUUGGUGCCACAUUAUUCGAUUGGCUGCACAUGAUAAUGGAUUAAAUUUGGAUCAACAACAGUUAACUAAGAAUGAUGUUCCUGUUAUUGUUGAGAAAUGUAUUAAUUUUAUUUACGUUUAUGGGAGUAUGGCUAAAGGGAUAUACAGAUGCGCAGGAAGUUCAAGUCACAUUAAUGAUAUAUUAACUCAAUUCCGUACAGAUGCUUGGUCCACACAGUUAACACCAGAUAAAUAUACCGAACAUGAUGUUGCUACCGCGUUAAAAAGAUUUUUUAGGGAUUUGCCAGAACCAUUAAUUAUGAAAAGCAAGCAACAAUAUUUUUAUCAAGUGUCCAAAGUGAGAGAUAAUGAUGAGAGAAUUCGGAUGUAUAGAGCAGUUUUUGAUGCUUUCCCAAAAGUUUUUGCAAAUACAAUAAGGAUUCUUUUGGGUCACUUAAAUUUUAUUGUUUCGCAAUGUAAUAAAAACCUCAUGGAUUUGGAGAAUAUAUCAUCAGUUUGGGGGAUGACUUUAAUGAAAUCAGAGGUCCACGCACUUCCUUCUAAUGAACACUACACAAACAAAGAUAGUGAAUUAAUAGCGGAUUUAAUUCUAUUAUACCGAGAUAUUUUCCCUGAAAAUCAGCGUGAUAUCGAAAAGGAACGUCUGAUGUUAUCAGUACUUGAAAGAUACAACAAUCAAGUACACACAAAAAUAAACAACACAAAAGUAACCGGCGAAUUUCGAAUUUGGAUUUAUUUAAAUUCAAAACAAGGAAAAACUUAUAACGUGGCUAUUGGCCCCCAAAAAACAGCAUAUCAAGUCUGCGCAGAAUUAUCAUCAAAAAUACAACUACCAGUCGAUAAAUUACAAUUAGAAGAAUUAGUUUUAAACGAAAAUUUACACCGGCCAAUUCAUUACACGGAAAAAGUGUUGGACGUCGUUUUAAAAUGGGGUUAUUGGGAUGACUCCGAUCGAAAAGACAACUGCCUCAUUUUAUCCCCAAUUUCAAAAUAUGCCAUGUAUAUCAGCGAUAAAAUUUACCCCGUUAGUGGUGAAUUAAAAUACGCCGAUUCGAAAUCGAAAAAUUUUAGAUCACAUAUGUUUGAUUUACGACAAGCGAAGUUAAGUUAUUAUAAAGAUCAUAAAUGUAUUAAUGUAAUUGAAUCUUGGAAGAUAGAAGAUUUAACUUGGUAUUUUGGUCACGAGCCGAAACGAAAUAAUAUCCCUUCAAAGCAUGUAAUAACGUUUUUGAUGAAAGAUGUAAAACCGAAUCGGACGAAAAGUUCUCCGUUUUUCGGAAAUGUUAUUGCUUGGCAAGACGAGGCUUUUCUCAUCACUUGGAUAUCAUCGAUGUGGCGCAGCUCGCAUCCGCACGAAUUUUUACCACCUCCUCAACACGUCGCUAUCAUCGAUUCAUAAUCUUCACGUUAGUUAAAAGACUGGGUUUUAAUUCGCUUAGUAUUGAGCAUUAAAAUAUUGUGCCUUUAUUCGAAAAAGUUAUGAUUCUAAUCAUAACCUUUUUAUCUAUUUUUUUAUACCAUAGUAGUUUUUAAAGUAUUUUUUUAAUUCAAUAUAAACCAAUAUGUUUUAUAGUAUUUUUAAUGAUAAGAUAAUAUGAUAAGACGUAUACAAGAAAUUUUAAUUACUGAUGUUAUAUAUUAUCUUAAGACCUGUGAUUGAAUGUGGUGCAUUAUUAAUUUACUUGGAUUACAUUGUUUAUUAAUAUCUAUGUUGCUUUUAUUCAAUUUUAGUCGAAUGUUUAGAUCUUAAUGUGUUAUUUUUAACAUUUAACAUUUUUUAAUCCAAAGUAUACAAUAAUAAAGUUUUUUCUAAAUUUAA